AUGGUUAUGCCCUUUGGUUUGCCCAGGCCCCUCGAUGCCAUCGGAACAGUCGCUGCAAUAGGUACAGGGAUUGUGUCGACGACGGUUCACGAUGCCGUCGAUGCCGUCGAGACAGUCGCUGCAAUAGGUACGGGAAUUGUGGCGACAACGGUUCACGAUGCUGUCGACCUUGGUGCCCGGCUCGCGACACUCCCUUACAUGGGUAGGAGGAAUCUUCCAACGACGUAUCACGACGCUCUCGAAUAUUCCGUCGAGGGCUAUAAGCAGAUGCGGUACCUGCUCGAUUGGUUCUUCGACAUCGCCGAGUUCCAGCCAUCGUCUGGCCCUGUGAACGCGGUCGGCGACUUGGUCACCACCGCUGUCAACGAGGCCAAUCUCGCUAUCAAGCGGGUCCGCUACAAUUGGGCCCACAAUGGCGACUUUCCUCCUCACCUGCUCAUCGUCCCUGUCGGGCAAUUUGCGCACGAUUCAAUCCACCUCUUCAAAUUCACGAGGCUGUUUGAUACUAUCAAGGCCCUCUUCCCUUUCAUCCCUGAUUUCGAUUUCUUCAAAUCCAUGGCCCCGCCUUCAUUCGCGAGCGUGCAGUACCUCUUCACUCGCAACAAGCUCCUCCACUAUAGCCCAUCCAAGCCGCUUGGCGGAAACAUGUACACCGCCGAGAAUGUCGGUCUCCGCGAGGAUUGGUUUACGGACGCGGUCUUCGCCCAGCAGCAAUUCACCGGCGUCAAUCCCUGCACCAUCACUGCGGCCUCCCAGUCAUGGAUUCAAGCGUUCACCCAAGCAGCCAGAGACCAAGGGAACCGUUCUGCCGCCAAGCUCUUCACCAGCUCAACGAACAAGUUCUACGUUCAAGACUGCAGCUACUUUAGGGAAGCGGCGGGUAUGACUCCAACUGAGGCCAUAUAUUCGAACGACAAGAGCUCGCACCGCUACGGCUGUGCGUCGGUCUCCCUCUUCCACCUCUUGCCGACGGGCAAGCUGCAUCCGAUCGCCAUCAUCCUUGACUGGAAGGGGAGUAUCGACCCGAACGUCAGCGUCACGAUCUUCAACCGGCGCCUCAGCCCCAGCCUAAUCCCUGCAGUGUCGUUGCUGGAGGAAGCGAGCGAUUGGCCGUGGCGUUAUGCUAAGAUGUGCGCGCAGGCCUCUGACUGGGUGCGCCAUGAGGUUGGGGUCCACCUUACGCUCACACAUCUCGUCGAGGAGGCCAUUAUCGUCGCAGCCCAGCGUAGCCUUCCCGACAGCCAUAUCGUGCACACGCUGCUCAGUCCUCAUUGGCUCAGGACCCUCUCCCUCAACUCCAUGGCGCGUAUGAUUUUAGUUCCAGAUAUGAUCGCCGCGCUCGCGCCUUUCAAGUUAACAGAAAUCAAGGCGCUGUGCAACUACACGUACCACUCGUUCGACUUCGCGGGCCACUACAUCCCUGAGGACCUCAAAAAUCGCGGGUUCGACGUUGCCCACUUUGACAACCCCUUCGGCCAGUUCCACAACUACGCCUACGCGCGGGACAUGGCGAAAAUGUGGGACGUAAUGCACAAGUUCGUUGGCUCCGCUCUUAGCGCGCACUACAAGGGUAGCGACGCGGAGGUCAGGGCGGACAAGUACGUUGCGGACUUCUGCGCAGAGAUGCAGUCCUCCGUCGGGGGGCAGAUGCCGCAGUUCCCCACCGUGAAGACCCUCGCGGACCUCGUUGACGUCGUGACCAUGUGCAUCCACAUCGCGGCGCCGCAGCACACCUCCAUCAACUACCUUCAGCAGUACUACCUGACCUACGUCCCGAGCAGGCCUUCCGCGCUCUUCGCGCCGCCGCCCACUUCUCUUAGGGAGUUGACGGCGUACAAGGAAGCGGACGUCCUGAAGGCCCUUCCUCUCCAGUCGCGCAACACUUGGCUUCUGAUGGCACAGGUCCCGUACCUGCUUUCAGCCGAGGUCGAGCCAGAGAACAAUAUUGUGUCAUAUGCGAAGAACGCUUCGAAGAGCUGGAACCCGGCCAUCAGCCAGGCGGCUAAGGUAUUGCAGGAGGAUGUCAAGGCUCUCGAGGAGUCGUUCAAGGCAAUCAGCGCUCAGAUGGACGACCAGGGAACCAAGUACGCCGUUCUGGAUCCCAACGUCAUGGCGACUUCUAUCCUCAUCUAG
Messenger RNA from Cyclocybe aegerita, 2133 nucleotides. Lineage: Eukaryota; Fungi; Basidiomycota; Agaricomycetes; Agaricales; Hemipholiotaceae. The record is from the annotation of a GenBank genome assembly.